AUGGGAAAAUCGAACUCUAAAUCCACUUUUGAAUCCAAAAAUUCAUUACUGGUGCAUUCUUUGCUUACAAAUCAGACAAAAAUUUCGGACCUAUGGGAAUUAGAUUCUUUGGGAAUUAAGGACCCAAGUGAAAAGAAAACGAAACUUGAGUUGCAAGAUCUUACUUUAAAACAUUUGGAGAAUACGGUCUCGCAAAAUGAAGAUGGUAGAUAUUAUGUAUACAUUCCUUGGAUCGAUGGACAUGAUAAACUUAGUGAUAAUUUUCAACUAGCCGAAAGAAGGUUGAAAAAUACUGUAAGAUCUCUAAAAGGUAAUGGUAGACUAUUAGAUUAUGGGCAAGUGUUUUUUGAAUGGGAAAAUGAGGGGAUUAUUGAAAGGGUUAAUGAAAAUGAUCAUGACAAAAAUAAGAAAAUUCAUUACCUACCACACAGACCUGUCUUCAAAGAAAACUCUACAACCAAAAUCCGCCCUGUAAUUGAUGGGUCCGCUCGUCAUGGACACUUUUGUUCUCUGAACUCUUGCAUUGAACCAGGACCUAAUUUAAUUGAACUAAUACCUGCAAUCUUGAAUAGGUUUCGUUUAAGAAAGAUAGGAGUAAUAUCGGAUAUUCGUAAAGCAUUCUUUCAAAUCGCUUUACACGAAAACGAUAGGAACUUUCUACGUUUUUUGUGGUGGGAAGGUGGCGAUCAUGAAAAGGUUAUUAUUUAUAGACAUUGUCAAGUAGUCUUUGGAGUAUCGUGCAGUCCCUUCCUGCUAGCUGCAGUAUUAAAUUUUCAUCUAAAACGGGCACCUGAACAUGUGAAAGCUGCAGCUGAAAAGCUACUAGACUCUAUGUACGUUGACAAUUGCGUAACGAGUGUGGAAACAUUCGAAGAAUACUUGUCUUUUCAACGAGACUCUAGAGAAUUGUUGGCAUUAGGAAAUUUCGACUUACGUGGUUGGAGACAUAGUAACAUGCAUUCACCUAUUUUGGAGGAAAGCAUUGAUCAACAUGCUCUCUAUUCGCCCGAGGUACAAGUUCUUGGUCUUUUGUGGAAUGUGGAAAGAGAUACUUUGUCCAUCUCUUUCAAAGAGCCCGUUCUUGAAGAAGGACCCGUUUCGAGAAGAAAAAUAGUUUCCAUUACUCAUCGAAUUUUUGACCCGAUUGGAGUCACCUGCCCUGUCACUCUAAUUCCCAAACUGAUUCUGCAAGAGUGCUGGAAGAUGGAAGCGUCUUGGGAUUCUCCAUUGCAAGAAGACAUCGAGAAAAAAUUUGAAAUUUGGCAGCGUCAACUUAAAGACUUGAAAGAAUUAGAAAUUUCACGGAGGCUGUCACACCUCGAUCUUAAAGACGCCAGCUUGUCACUAGAGGUCUUUUGCGACGCUUCAAAAUUGGCUUACGCUACGUGCGCAUUUCUUCGAGUUGAGAAAGAUGGCAAGGUGACCUGCCAAUUAAUCCAAGCACGAUCAAAGGUUGCUCCUUUGAAAGGUAUUUCUAUCCCAAGAUUGGAACUUUUAUCUUGCAUGAUCGGAGCAAGAGUGGAGGAGACAAGAAAACUAUCUUCUGUGGAAAAUUGGAGACAUGUACCUGGUAUUUCUAACCCAGCUGAUCUCCCAUCGAGAGGAUGUACAGUGAGGACCCUCAUCAAAAGUCAUUGGUGGGAAGGACCUGAUUGGAUCAAAAGGUCGAAAGAAGAUUGGCCAAAAUCUGCUCAUUUUCCAAAUAUGGAAGUGGUUAAUUCAGAAAAGAAGAAGACUAUUGUAACCGCUUCUGUUUUACAACUUGAGGAAAAGUAUUAUCAUCGAUUUUCAUCGUAUGUUAAAAUUGUCCGAAUUACAGCUUGGCUUUUAAGGUUUCUUAAGAAUCUGAAGAAUGGGAGAAAUCGAAGAACAGUAGGUCCAUUGAAUUAUGAUGAAAUCAAGAAGGCUGAACGUAUUUUGCUGAAACAAGUGCAGUUAGAAGCCUUUUAUGAUGAGAACGACAAAAGGUUAAAAUCUUUACAAGUUAUCAAAGACUCUGAGGUAAUUCUAAGAGUGAAAACCAGAAUAUUUUUCAGGGAAGACCAUAGAGAUUUUCGUCUACCCAUAAUUCUUCCUUCCGAUCAUCCUGUUGUCAUGACUCUCAUAAUGUAUAAACACGAACAUCAUGGACAUUCUGGAGUUCAAAUACUUAUGUACCAUCUUAGGGAAAAUUACUGGAUUUUGAAGUCAAGAAAAGCUAUUAAAAAAGCUAUAAAGUCCUGCAUCAUUUGCAAUAGAUUUGAUGCAAAACCGGUUUCUGUUCAGGAGGGCAUAUUGCCUCAAGACCGUGUGAGAGAUGCUGAAACUUUCGAAAUCGUAGGAUUAGAUCUAGCUGGACCUGUCAUCCUUAAAGAAGAAACGCUUGGAUUUUGA
This is a messenger RNA of Argiope bruennichi, 2373 nucleotides long. RefSeq lists its product as uncharacterized. The record is from RefSeq and is a predicted model, not a curated record. The transcript has 2 exons. The coding region runs from base 1 to 2373 and encodes 790 amino acids. NCBI's taxonomy places the organism in Eukaryota, Metazoa, Arthropoda, Arachnida, Araneae, Araneidae.